AUGACGUCUGAGAACGGAGUACCUCCCAUCGCCAACUCGGAGGAGAAAAUUCCCCUGAAUGACAUGAAUCCGGACGAGUCGAAGGACCAGGGCAACGGGAGUGCCGAUGUCGAUGACCAGGGCGUGGUCGUCGCAGACGGGAAACUCACCGAACAUCAUCCCGAACCCGACGAAGAUGAAGACGUGGUCGACGAAGGAGGUAAAAGAGGCAAAUGGACGGGCAAAAUGGACUUUUUGCUGGCAUGUAUUGGCUACGCCAUUGGUCUCGGGAAUGUCUGGCGCUUUCCAUAUCUGUGUUACAGAAAUGGAGGAGGUGCAUUCUUGUUGCCCUAUCUCUUGACACUGAUUGUCGCCGGCAUACCCGUGUUCCUCUUCGAGACAUCGUUGGGUCAGUUACUCAGUCUAGGUGGUCUGGGAGUAUGGAAAAUAUGCCCUCUUUUCAAAGGUGUUGGUUACGCAGCCGUGGUCAUGUCUUUCUGGCUCAACGUCUGGUACAUCGUGGUGAUCGCGUGGGCUCUGCUCUACCUGGCGAACUCGUUCACCUCCAAGUUGCCAUGGUCGCACUGCGAUAACGACUUCAACACCCUCAACUGUACAACCAACCAAACACUGGCCAACAACUACACCACAGAUCCUACCACAGAAUUCUGGAAGCAAUAUGUUUUAGAAGAGAGUGAUGGGAUUCAUCAACCCGGUAAGGUUCGUUGGCAGCUCGCCGUCACGCUUCUAGCUGCGUGGAUUAUCUGCUACUUCUGCAUCUGGAAAGGAGUCAAGUGGACCGGGAAGGUGGUCUACUUCACCGCUCUCUACCCGUAUGUUAUGCUGAUCGUUCUGUUUUUCCGAGGAGUGACGUUAGAGGGCGCUAGAGAGGGUAUCAUCUACUACAUCAAACCCAACUUCUCAAGACUCACAGAUUCAGGGGUUUGGAUCGAUGCGGCAACGCAAAUUUUCUUCUCAUAUGGAACUGGUAUCGGAAGUCUUAUUGCUCUAGGAAGCUACAACAAAUUCAGCAAUAAUGUCUACAGAGAUUCGAUGAUUGUAGCUUGUGUAAACACGGGAACCAGCUUCUUUGCAGGCUUUGUCGUAUUCUCGACGCUGGGUCAUCUCGCUCAUGUACAGAACAAAGAUGUUGCCGAUGUAGCCACAAGCGGUCCUGGUCUUACGUUCUUGGCGUACCCAGCAGCCAUCGCUCAGCUCCCGUUCCCAGCAGUCUGGGCCGUUAUGUUCUUCUCUAUGAUCUUCAUGGUCGGUCUUGAUUCACAGUUCUGUACGAUGGAAGGCUUCUUCACAGCAUGCAUUGAUGAGUGGCCACGGUAUCUUCGCAAGCAUAAAGAAAUCUUCAUUGCAGUCGUCUGCUUCAUAUCAUAUCUCAUUGGGAUCGGAUGUAUUACACAGGGUGGUAUCUACGUAUUUGAGCUUCUGAAUACUUACUCAUCUAGUGGGAUUAGUCUUCUCUUCCUGACCUUUUUCCAGACUAUAGGAGUCAGUUGGUUUUAUGGUGUGAACAGAUUCUAUAAGAACCUUGAGCAGAUGUUGGGCUACCGACCUAUGAUGUGGUGGAAACUCUGCUGGACCAUCUUCACGCCUCUCAUCUGUGUGGGCGUAUUUCUUUUCAGCUUGGUAAAAUACAAACGGGUUGAGUACGAAGACUACACGUAUCCUGUAUGGGGCGAGGUGAUUGGGUGGUUAGUGGCUCUGAGCUCAAUGAUGUGUAUCCCAUCUUACAUGGUCUAUCUAUUCUUCGUGACAGAAGGAUCACCCAGAGAACGUUUCCAGAAGUGCAUCGCCCCUCGUUGGACGGAGAGGGAUUACGAGAGGGGCAUAGCUGUACCCCAGCACCAGUAUCCCUACCAGUCCUACCCUCCUCCUUCCUAUGCCAACGCCAUUGCUGGGGAAGUCAGACCCACUCAGGUUUGAAUGAGUGGGGCUAUAGAGACACCGGUCAUCGGUAGUUAACAUGAUGGCGGUUUGUAAGAUAAAAAUCGAUCAAUUAUUGUUUAAACCGUGUAAAAACCCACAAGUAUCUGAUUAUGAUAAUCAUGCAUUAUUAGAUAAGUAUCUCUAACAAAAUAUACACACGAUAAUAAAGAUGGAAAAGGCUUGUAGAACGGACAAAUUAUUUCAGAGAGUUUGGACGUCACGAUAUUUAAACGCAUGAACUUGACUAAAUACAGCCAAUUUAAUCAUUUCAUUUCUAGAAUUUUGAAAAUCGAUUUGCUUUAUGGGAUAGGAUUGCAUUUUUGCAUUUUUUCUUUUUUCAGAUGGCUCUUUAUUAGCAUGAUUAGCAAUGCAAUUACUGACAUAAUGAGAUACUUAAAGAGUUAAAAUGAAUUGCGGUGUGUAGCUUGAUAUGUAAAAUUAUGAGUCAAAAUUAGUGGAACCGUUCAGUAUGAUAUGAUAGAAAAACCACAAUAAGACAAGAAUUACUGAAGAAGUUAUCUCUUAUAACUCUAUAUAUUUUGAAUAUCUUGACCAUGUAAAACAUUAAGGAUUUCAUUCCCUUUUUGUUGCUGAUACCCUAUGACUAGGCAUAGAGUUUGCUUGACCCCAUAUAAGUGAUUUUUCUUUUGCUGUGGUAAAAUUCUUUGUCUUUUGGAUAUGCAUAACAUAUUACACGCUCUGAACGUUUAUUUCUUUAUCGCAUCAGCAUGUAGCAAAGGAUAAAGACAUUCCAAGUAUUCAGUUAUAUGGAUGUGUAAAUAGCAUCAGGUCUCCUAACACAUGAAUGCAAGUUGAAACAAGGUAAUCGUUUAAAAAGCUGUAAGUGUCAGAAAGGGAAAAGGAUGAAACACAAGGAAAUAAGCCAGAACAAUCAUGAAAGAAAACUCAAAUUUCGAUACACAAGCAAUCGCUGUCGAUGCUAUAACAAAAAUUAGAUAUUGAAAAUCGCAAAUUUAUGAUGAAUUUUUCAGUCUAUUUUCUUUUGCGAGUAUUGUAAACAAAAAUCGGACAUCAAUAAAUCAUCAACUCAGAUAGAAUUAGAUGAAUUUGAAAUUGCUAUUUCACAGCCUCUAAUGAAAGAUUAAUUUAGUCAGUUACAGGUCAAAUAAAGAAGACUUUGCUGACUUAUUAUUACUAAUUGAUGUUCGAAGGCUGCAAGGCAUUUCUUGAUGAAGAUCAAGUUACAAAGCAUCACCUGUCUUGUAUAAUAUGUCUUUGAUUUUUUUUUGGCUGAGUUGAUACUGCACCUGCAAAGACUGUCAAUCGCUGAAGGCUUAUCGUUCUCGUAUUUCCUUCGAAGUGCAGUAACAUUGUUGGGAGUAUGUCUGUGGAGGGACGACCCUUAUCUUUCAGAUUUUUCAGAAUUGUUGGCAAUGGCGGAUUUCUGUUAUAAGAUCACUGUAAUAUUUUAGACAGAUGGAUCGAUGAAAGUGAGAGCCAUAGAGAGAGAGAGAGAGACCAAAUAUAUAAAUCGAACAUAGAUUUUACAAAAAAAUGUUUGUUGACUGCUCGCCAUCCCCCGACUCUUCUCCCACUCUUUCCUACACACACAAACACACGCGCGCCCUCCCUCCCUCCCUCACGCACCCACACACAUGACCAGGAGGGAUUCUCUUUUCUCCGUCAUAAUAGACCGAGAGGCAUGGAGUGUAGGUCUGUAAGGGGGCAGAGGUAGUACCCCUUGAGUCCCAGCUGGGGUGAUUAUUGAGCUCUAGGCGACAAGGCAUCCAAAGGAGCCCUGGUGGUGCCUCAAAAGGAUCUGUUGGUGCCUCUAAGAUCAAAAGAGGCAUCUAAAGCAUCAUCAGCCCGACAUGACGUAAGACAAUUUCAAAGGCAAUCAAAGGCAUGAGCAUGUUUUCUUCAAAAAUAGAAUAAGAGAAUUCUCAGUUUGGAUGUGUGGGAGUAUUAAUACCAAAUUAUUCAUAGCAAGCGAGAUAAUACGUCUUUAAUCUCCCACGUGAUAUAUUUUUUAAGGGACUUUAUAUUUUUUUAAGGUGUUUUUCCCGCGUCAAACGAACGCCCGCCGUGUCGUCAGUAAUUAUUGUUCAUUUUCGAACUUCAUGGUUGCAUUUCUUUAUCACGAAGAUUACCCCCACAAAGAAUUCAAAGUUUAUAAAUGUUAUCUACAUUAAAUCUAACAUUAAUGUAUGGAAUAUAUAUAUAUUUUGCUAGGUUUAUGUCAAGAAUUGACUUGAUAUCAAGUCAGAUAGUCGUCGUCAACGGUCGUCUCCAAUUAAUAUGCAAACAUAUUUUGGGGCUCAUUGAUUCCUGUUUCAUUUAGAAAGGAGACCCUAAAUCACAUCAAAAGAAGCUCUGUUUGCCUUGCCGUGCCUGCAUGUUUGUCUUGUCUCUUCUUGUCUCUUUUUUAGACAGACAGUGGUAACGUACCUCAGUCAAGGUAUCGAACAGACGUGAUCGCGCAUACCGAUUAGCCGAUAACACUACCCGCUGCAUCACAUUUUCCGACCCUUUAUUUUCCCGCUAUUUUAAGUCGCCUGUCCGUCGGAUCGAAACCAUCCUCGUUCCCUCAGAGUUCGACAGUCAGGGAAUAACCGCGUUCACUGGGGAGCUGAUAGUUCCGAACAUUUUGAAUUCAUUUGAAUACAGAGCUAUUUCACAGUGUUUUCUGCCCACCGGAGGCAACCAAAAACCGUUGACUUCUUAACCUAUACGGAUAUGUGAAGGCACAUGCAUUAGAUAACUGCGUAAGUUCUUGUUGUCACGUGGCAUAAUGGCAUGAACGGGUUUAAAUCUGCAGAGGUGUAAUUUUUUGAAAAGUCUAAGAUUGAUAAUAGAAUUUUUUUCGGGCAUUAUCAUGCAUACACAAAAAACAAAACAAAAUUGUAACUGAUUGUAAACAAGAUUCAAGUUAUGCUAUAGAAAGUGUUAACCUACUUUGGUCAUUUUGAUAGUAAACAACUUCGCGGAGAUGCAAUUGCAUAUUUAUGAUGUUUCAUGUGUGACUACUUUGUCUUCAUGAUUUAUUUACGAUCUAUGAAAUGAUGGAACCCUCAAACAUGUCAAACUAGGCUUCUGCUUGACGUCACCGGUCGUGUUUCAGAUAAACCUCAGCCAGCAUACCAAGGGAGGGUUAGGGAUAUAUAGGAACCGAGAAAGACAAAUAAGAAGAAAGAGAUAAAGAGCGGGAGAAGAGAGAAAGAGAGGGAAGAGAAAAGGGAGUAUUAAAGAAAAAAAAGAGGAAGAAAGCGAUAGAGAGAGAGAGAGAGAGAGAAAGAGAGCUGGUGAAAAGGCUUGAAAAGAGAAGGAGAGAGGUAGGCAUAAACAAACAGGCAGAUAGACCCUUCCCCCUUACAAAAAAGAAGAAGAAGAAGAGAUAGAGAGAUGAUUUAAGAGAGAGAGAGAGGAAAGAAAAAUGGAUGGUUAUAAGAGGGAGGGGAAAAUAAAAGAUAACUACAAGACAAAAAAUGGAAGUGUCAUUGGACAAAAUAACGACAACCAAACAGAAACGACAAUGAUGUUUAUUAUUUUGCAAGAUAUAGAAUAGGAGAACGGGAAGUUGGCGAUAGACGAGGGAGAAAGAGUGAGUGGAAACUGAGCGCUGGAUGGUACUUCAAAAUUUCGAUGAUUGGCCUAUGGCGCGAAAUAAAUCUUGCAUAUUAUCCACGUGUCAAGUGGCGUAUCAGGCGCCUGACAGCAAGUUGAUUCACAUCUGGGCUAGAUCGCUAUAACUCCGGCUGACGUUAGCAGAAAGUUGAUUAAAAGAAAUAUACUCAUUUUGUUUCCUUACUUGCUCUUUUUUGGGAAGAAAUAUCAUGAAAAAUUAACAAAAUGCAACAUUAUAGCUUUGUUUGAUUGGUUUCCGUUUGUUGAAAAUUAGUAGUGAGGAAGGUAGAUAAACUAGGGGGAAAAUGCGAGGGAAUUCACGGGAUGAAUUAGAGGUAGGAUGAGCGGACAUCACCGUUCAUACCGGUGGGAUAGAUUAAUUAACAACGUGUUUAAGAUACUAAGGAAUCAAUAUGGAAGAACAGAACGUUGGGAAUGCGUGAGGAAAGGGGGAGGGAGGGUGAAUGAAAGUGUGAAAGCAGAAAGAGGGAAACCUGUGGUGUCGCUGUGUAUCGGUAUGACCCACCAGACGGUAUCUUCAACAAGCAAAUUGAUCUACCUCCUUGUGUGGGUGAUGAAGUGUCCUACACACGCAUGAACAGACCUAUAAAAGGUCAAGUGGGCUACCAGACAAGUGUCACCAUCUUCCGUUUUAAACUGUUCACAAUAGCUCUUUUCCGGAUCGAACGGGAUGAAAACUAUACAACAAUUGACUUUUUUUCUUCUAUGGACAUAGCGAAUGUCGUGUUAGUGAUGAAGACAUAUGUUCUGGUAAGAAUAAGAUGUUCCUAUAUAGUUGCAUGGCAACCAUGGCGAUUGUGUGUCAUCAGAUGAUGAGAUUCAAUAAGGCGAGUAAUAAUUGAUCGAAGGGCUUGUGAAUAUUAAAUGGUAAUAAAUGUAAACAUCAUGUUUUGAUUUGGGGAAACUGGAGGAAAGAGAGAGAGAGAGAGAGAGAGAGAGAGAGGGAGAGAGUGAUGUGAGGGGGCGUUCGAUAGUGAGAUGGAUGGUAGGGGACUACGGAAGCAAAGAGGAUGGAUAGAGAAAAGGACAGAGGUGAUGCGAAGGGGUAUUUUUCAUCUUAGGAACAAAAAAACCCAAAACGGGGUAAAUGUAUAACAGGAGGAUACAAACGAUGAGAUACGUCAAAGUGAGAGCGUCAAAAACGUAAUAUAAAAUAGGGUCAAGCGUGACACUUGUCUUCUUGAUAAUAAUGUCUCCUUCGAAAAUCAACUCAAAACAAAAAUGCGGUCAAAUAUGUACAAGCAUGCUUUCUGGACUAUACAUGCUGCAUCAUAACAGAAGUAAAGAAACGCCGAAUAUGAUGUUUACUUGGUCCUGUUUUGAUGUUUUGUUGUCGCUCCUUAGCAGAGAGCAAUAUGUGAUCUGAUUCCCAAGUUGACUUCUCCUUUUGUAGAUAGACGUGAUGGGGGGGGGGGGGCAGUUGUACCAUGCUUCUUCUCUUAUUUCAUGGUAAACAGGUAAAGUGCUGAAAUGACAGGGUCUAGUUUGAUGUUUAUAAUAAGCAAAGUAUGUCAAAUUCAUUCUAUUUUUGAUAACUGUUUACCUAAACAAUACAAAACAGGAACGUGAGCAGGGUAAGAGAAGUGUGAGCGAUUGAGAUGGACAGGCAAAUACAGAUCGAGAGAUGUGGCUGUUAUUGAAAAGAAAUGGAGAGAGUAGAGGGGAUGAAAGUCAGAGGGGAAAACAGACAUAUUAUAUAGAAUAGAGAGAGAGGGAGAAAGUGUGUAUGUGGGUGUGGGUAUGUGUGUAUGUAUGGGGAUGGGGGUACAAGUGUGAGUAAAUGAGAGAGAAAGGAUAUCAACUAAGUUUUUUGCUUGCAAGUAUGAUUUAUGCACAGGAAAUAAAUGCUAUAAAUCAAGAUCAUUUAUAUUAAUCCGGGAGUCCUCAAGACUGUUACGAUUCCUGGCACCGUGACUGAUUACAGCGGAGUCCAACCCCUUGAAUUUAAAAAAGAGGCGCUUUGGCCCACAUUGGACCUGCGGUGAAAUGAAUUCAUGGCUAUGCGAACAGCGCGCAAUAUAACAUAUAGGGACAAGCCUUGUCCAAUACAUCGCCAGAAAACCGCAAUAUUUUCAUUGAAGAGAAGUAUGACGUAUUGUCAAGUCGCUUAUGAGAAUGUCCAUUGUUUAAUAAACAAAAGAUGUUGCUAAUAUUGAAGGUCGCAUGUGUGGAUUGUCGUCUAUUAAUAGAAGAUCAGAGAAAAUCGGAAACAGAAUUGUUACAGCAGGUAUCAGCAAUAGGGUUGGCCCUGGGAUCCGCGACGCGACCCCAUCAAGGUACUCGCACUCUGCUGAUAGCUCAUAAUAGUCAGGAAUACCUGAUGAACGAUUCAAACGUACGUGUAGGCCUACUUUAAAGUAAAAUGGCAUUUUCAGUACUCAAGUCUAGGCCGGUAAUCCACAACACGAGGCUCUUUUAACAUUUCAUUCACAUUAUACCCGUGAGCCGGUACACAAAUCUCAUGAUAAGCUUUGAUUUCCGACUCCCCUAUUUCGAAAAGAAAGAAACCAUACGUCGAAUCAAUCAGUCGAUUUCAAAUUAUCUCAGCUUCCUAUCGCUAUAAUGAUCGCAGAAUUAAUUAAAUAUUGCUUACAUAAUAUCGUAUAAUAUUGAAUGCCCCCUGUUGUUCAGGGAACGCGCGAAAGAAACAAUAAUGAGUGGUUUUAAGAUGAAAAUGGAUGAUGCACGUAAUAGUAGUACUAAGGAAAAAAGGAAGCCCUCAACAAAAGAGAACGAAGUAUAUAGAGAAAAGAAAUGAGAGAGAGAGAGAGAGA
Molecule: messenger RNA, 8300 nt
Organism: Strongylocentrotus purpuratus (purple sea urchin)
Lineage: Eukaryota; Metazoa; Echinodermata; Echinoidea; Camarodonta; Strongylocentrotidae
Gene: slc6a1
Product: sodium- and chloride-dependent GABA transporter 1
Exons: 13
Coding region: 1-1917 (638 amino acids)
Biological process (GO): sodium ion transmembrane transport
Cellular component (GO): membrane
Source: RefSeq, a predicted model, not a curated record